Molecule: messenger RNA, 1611 nt
Organism: Sungouiella intermedia
Lineage: Eukaryota; Fungi; Ascomycota; Pichiomycetes; Serinales; Metschnikowiaceae
Source: the annotation of a GenBank genome assembly
AUGGCCAAAGAAGUGGAUUACGAAUCCGCAUCUCUAGCGAAGACUCAUGACUUUGAGACAAGCAGAAUCUCCGACGUUUCUUCCCAUAAUGAGGAAGUGGUUAACAGCUUGAAUAGAUCGUUAACUACCAGACAAAUUAACAUGAUUGCUAUUGCAGGAACCAUUGGAAGUGGAUUGUUCCUCGGAACAGGAAAGUCGUUGGCUGCUGGAGGUCCAGCAGCACUCUUGAUUUGUUACUCACUCAUUGGAGUUGUGGUUUACAUCACCCUUUUGUCUCUCGGAGAGAUGAGUACCUUGAUGCCUGUUGCUGGAUCUUUCUGUACCUAUGCCAGAAAGUUCGGCUCUGAAUCGCUCGGUUUCACCAUUCUUGUUAAUUACUGGUUCAACGAUGCCGUGUCUGUUGCAAGUGAUUUGACUGCACUUCAGAUGAUCUUGCUGUAUUGGACAGACUUUCAUUACUGGGUAGUUUCGUUGAUUGUGUGGGUGUUUCUUCUCACUCUCAAUGUCUUCCACGUCAGAUUCUACGGAGAGACCGAAUAUUGGUUGGCAUUGCUCAAGGUGGUGACCAUCAUGAUUUUCUUCAUUGUCAGCAUUAUCGUCAAUGCUGGAAAAAACAACAUGCACGAGUACAUCGGUUUCCGGUACUGGUCACAAGGAGAUGCUCCAUUCGUCAACGGUUUCAGGGGAUUCGCCAACAUUUUUGUGACCGCAUCCUUUGCUUAUGGAGGAACUGAAUCACUCACAUUGACUGCUGGAGAAGCCAAGAAUCCUGUCAGAAAUACCCCUAAAGUGAUCAAGUCUGUGUUCUGGAGAAUCUUGAUCUUCUACGUCUUCACCGUCUUCUUCAUUGGCAUGAAUGUGCCGUACGACUACCCAAAGCUCUCCACCAAGUCUGUGAUCACUUCUCCAUUCACCAUCGUCUUCCUGAUGGUUGGAGCCAAGGCUGGAGGCUCCUUCAUGAAUGCAGUUAUCUUCACGUCGUUGAUUUCAGCAGGUAACCAUGCACUUUAUGCUGGUUCAAGAUUGCUCUAUACUUUGGGUACUGAUGGCUAUCUUCCCAAGUUUUUCACUUGGAGAAACAGACAAAAGGCUCCAUAUGUUGCUGUGAUCGUUACUUGGUUCUGUGGAGGAUUGUGCUUCGGGUCAUCGUUUAUUUCUACCGGUACUCUCUGGUCGUGGCUCCAGGCAUUGGUUGGAGUAUCUAAUCAGCUCUCAUGGUUGUGUAUUGGCAUUACGUCGCUCAGAUUCAGAAGAGGUUUGAAAGUGCAAGGCAAAGAACACUACUUAAAAUUCAAGAAUUGGACAUAUCCAUACGGAAACUACUUUGCUGUGAUUUUAAUCAUUGUGAUCAUUCUUGUUCAAGGUUGGUCUUCAGUAUACCCAUUUGAUGCGUCGAGUUUCUUCCAAAAUUAUGUCGAACUUGGAGUGUUUCCAUUCUGUUACGUGGUGUGGUGGAUUUACAAGCGUGACAAGUGGGUCCGUGCCAGUGAUAUGGACUUCGAGACCGACAGAUACUUUGAGACCGAGGAUGAGAAGUUGGAAAACGAGUAUCUUGACAAUCUUAAGGGUUGGCCCAAGGUGAGGCAGACAAUCACCGAUUAUUUUAUUUAG